Messenger RNA from Maniola jurtina (meadow brown), 1212 nucleotides. Its product is annotated as homeobox protein GBX-2-like. The transcript is spliced from 6 exons. Gene Ontology annotation, biological process: regulation of transcription by RNA polymerase II; cell differentiation. The coding region runs from base 96 to 1061 and encodes 321 amino acids. The record is from RefSeq and is a predicted model, not a curated record. Gene Ontology annotation, cellular component: nucleus. NCBI's taxonomy places the organism in Eukaryota, Metazoa, Arthropoda, Insecta, Lepidoptera, Nymphalidae. Gene Ontology annotation, molecular function: DNA-binding transcription factor activity, RNA polymerase II-specific; RNA polymerase II cis-regulatory region sequence-specific DNA binding.
AGUUUUGAAAUUCGGUUUUUCAAGUUUCAAAAUCGUUAUGUGAUUUAAAAAGGUUUAAUGUUCAAUCGCCGGGAAAAGUUUUGAUGUAAUUGAGAAUGCAGGACAGUCACAAGUCGUUCCUUAUAAAGGACCUCCUGGGCGAUGUUUUGAGACCUGGCGUGGGAGUCCCAGGAACAGCUCAUGAGGCAGAGGAAUCAGAAGCCAGGUGCGACUCCGCCGCCACACACAACCCUGAGGAUUCCGACAUCGAGGACGACAUCUCAGUGGGCGACAACCGCUCGGACACCUCCUCGCCCAACAAGUUACAAGUUUCUUAUGAGAAUGAUCCCGAUAAUUGCAUGAAAGCAGAUCAGAAAAGAGCAGAUUCUGAGAAUGACCGAGCGUCACCAACGGAGUUUUCCAACCGAAUAUCAAAUUCCGAAUAUUCUUCUCCUUUCAAAGAAGAUGACCACGAAUUCGAGAGGCCAGAGGAAUCUAUGAAGUUAUACGAGGGAUCUCUAUUUCAACUAUACAGGCAUACAGACAGGGAAGGCCAUAAGGAAGGCGACGGUGAGAGGAGUGCGUUCGAGAUCGCUGGCUCUUUGUCUGACAGCAUCUAUGGCAGGUCGAUGGACUUAACCAAGAGUUCGUUCCAGUCGCAGCUGCUGGCUGGCUUCGCGUCCGUCAUGGCGGGGGGCUCGCAGAGGGAAUCGCAAGACCCAAACAAUCGUCAAUCGUCCAACCGCACCGGUGGCACGCCGACCUCUGGCCGCAAGCCUCGCCGUCGCAGAACAGCCUUCACCCACGCGCAGUUGGCGUACCUGGAGCGCAAGUUCCGCUGCCAGAAGUACCUGAGCGUGGCUGACAGGGGAGACGUCGCCGACGCGCUCAACCUGAGCGAAACACAGGUCAAGACUUGGUACCAGAACAGAAGAACAAAAUGGAAGCGCCAAAACCAGCUCCGCUUGGAACAGUUACGGGCGCAAGCGGCGAGCGGUGAGCGCGAACUUUCUGCCCAUGCGCUUCCACUCGCUUGCGCGCUCCUGCCUCCAUAUCCCGCGUACAUGCACUGCCAUCUAUGAAGAGUAUAAACAGAGGUAUACGAGUAGUACGCGUCACAAAACCAGCUUCGCUUGGAACAGUUACGUGCGCAAGCGGCGAGCGGUGAGCGCGAACUUUCUGCUCAUGCGCUUCCACUCGCUUGCGCGCUCCUGCCUCCAUACCCCGCGUACA